Molecule: messenger RNA, 2101 nt
Organism: Exaiptasia diaphana
Lineage: Eukaryota; Metazoa; Cnidaria; Anthozoa; Actiniaria; Aiptasiidae
Product: gephyrin
Exons: 22
Coding region: 23-1903 (626 amino acids)
Biological process (GO): molybdenum incorporation into molybdenum-molybdopterin complex; Mo-molybdopterin cofactor biosynthetic process
Cellular component (GO): cytoplasm; cytosol
Molecular function (GO): molybdopterin molybdotransferase activity
Source: RefSeq, a predicted model, not a curated record
AAGCCCGUGGAAAAAAUUCAACAUGGCGGACGAAGGGAUCAGUGUUGGGAUUCUAACUAUAAGUGAUAGAUGCUUUGAAGGCAAAGCACAAGACAGGAGCGGCCCAAACUUGACGAGAUUGGUCCUCGAAAGCUCCAGUUUGAAAGUCAAGAAUGUUGAGCAUGAUUGCGUCCCAGAUGAAUUAACAGAUAUAAAGAAUGUUUUAUGCAAAUGGAGUGAUGUUGAUAAGUUGAAUCUUGUACUCACUACUGGAGGUACUGGCUUCUCACCUCGUGACAUAACACCUGAGGCAACACAACAGGUUUUGGACAGACUGGCUCCAGGAUUGUCACACCACAUGACAGCAGAAUCCUUGAAAGUCACUCCCCUAGCAGUGUUAUCAAGGUCUGUAUGUGGAAUGAGAAAGAAAACUUUGAUUAUUAAUCUACCAGGAAGCAUGAAAGGUUCUCAGGAAUGUUUUCAGUUCAUACUUCCAGUGCUUCCCCAUGCUUUAGAUAUUCUGAAUGAUUCACCAAAAGCUAGUGUUACCCAUCAGGUCAUGCAAGCACAAAAUAAUGCUAAGCCAUCCAACCAAAAUCAGACAGAGCAUACUUGUCCUCACAAGUUCACCAAAGAUUUAAGUAAAGUUGCUGAGAGAGAUCGACAUUCACCAUACCCACUAGUUCCUAUGGAAAAAGCAGUUGACAUUGUAAUGGAGCAAGCUACCAUCCUGGGUACUCAUCAGAUGGUUAUCAAAGAUGCUACAGGAUGCAUUCUUGCUGAAGAUGUUUACUCUGCAGCACCAUUUCCUCCUUUCCCAGCAUCAAUUAAAGAUGGUUAUGCUGUAUUAGCAUCUGAUGGCGAAGGUGUUCGACAAGUCAUUGGUCCAGUUACUGCAGGUGAAAUGACUUCCUCAGAAGUUACAACUGGCUGCAUCAUGAGGAUAACAACAGGAGCUCCUCUGCCUCCAGGUGCCGAUGCAGUGGUACAAGUUGAAGACACUGAACUUAUUGAGAGUGCAGAUGAGGGGAGGACAGAAGUCAAAGUGAAAAUUUUAAAAAKUCCAAAACCAGGUCUUGACAUCAGGCCCAUUGGUUUCGACAUUGGUGAAGGGGAGAAAGUACUUAAUAAAGGUGAUAUUCUUGGUCCUGCAGAACUUGGUUUGUUAGCAACUGUUGGUGUAAACAAGGUGACAGUGUUUAAAAGGCCAAAAGUUGCUAUCCUUUCUACUGGUAAUGAGAUAGUACAAGCCACAGGAAGCCCAAAUGCUGGCCAAAUCAGAGACAGCAAUAAAGUCACSCUCAUGUCAGCUUUGCAGAAGGAAGGCUUUGAAGUUAUUGACUUGGGAAUUGCAUCAGAUAACCCAGACUCACUAGGAAGCUGCCUUUCCAAUGGCCUAUCCAAAGCUGAUGUUGUCAUCUCAUCUGGUGGUGUAUCAAUGGGAGAAAAGGAUCUUCUCAAGCCCGUACUUCAAGAUCAACUGCAAGCUACACUGCAUUUUGGAAGAGUAUUCAUGAAACCUGGAAAACCAACAACAUUUGCUACAGCAAUGUGUAAURCAGAGAAGAAAYUUAUYUUUGCACUUCCAGGUAACCCAGUUUCAGCCUUGGUAACAUUCUACUUGUUUGUUUUACCGGCUCUGCAUAAAAUGGCAGGCAAUCCCUUCCCUGGUCUCACUCGCAUCAAGGUCAAGCUUCAAAAAGACAUCAAACUUGAUCCAAGACCAGAAUAUCAAAGAGCCAAGUUGUCAUGGCUAGCRGAUGACAACAUCCCUGUUGCCAUAUCAACAGGAAGUCAGUGUAGCAGCCGUCUACUAAGCAUGCGUACUGCUAAUGUCCUUUUAGAGCUACCAGCAAGGUCAGAUAGUUUAACACAUCUAAAGAAAAACACUGUUGUUACGGGUUUGGUAAUUGGUGCAAUUUGAGUYGUUCAAAAURUCAUCUUUGCAGAGAGAUUUUUAARUCAAAUUGAGCUUGAUCCAUUCUUUGUCAMUCAUCUCCUKCUCAUUGCACCAUUUUGUUUUGACUCUGACUAAUAGCUUGGUAGUACAGCAGUCAAUAAUUUAGAACAAUUAACAAAUGAAAAAAUUUACUGAUUCAUAAUAUACUGUUGUGAAAACACA